Pelmatolapia mariae (spotted tilapia) is the source of this 4486-nucleotide messenger RNA. It is a transcript of the gene sfswap, whose product is annotated as splicing factor SWAP. Gene Ontology annotation, molecular function: RNA binding. Lineage: Eukaryota; Metazoa; Chordata; Actinopteri; Cichliformes; Cichlidae. Bases 1145 to 3841 code for a protein of 898 amino acids. Gene Ontology annotation, biological process: mRNA 5'-splice site recognition; RNA processing. The record is from RefSeq and is a predicted model, not a curated record. The transcript has 19 exons.
GUUUUCGGCUAUGCCUGCAAACUCUUCCGAGACGACGAAAGGGCUCUUUACCAUGAUCACGGAAAGCAUCUUAUCCCAUGGAUGGGGGACAAGAGCAUCAUGAUUGAUAGGUCGGUUGAACAAACUUAGACCGAAACAUUAUGCUAACAAUCUCUCCUGUCCGCUAGCCUGUCUCAAAAUUCAAGGGACCACGUUGGAGUUGUUGCUUGUUGAAGCUUGGAAACACCUGCAACUCGCGACGAUUGUUUUAUUUCUUGCCUCCUAACGUGUCUUGUUGGAUGUCCUGAACUAAAAAAGAAAGAAAAUUGGAGGGGGGGAAAGAAAAACACCUGGUAUCUAAAGUUUCUUCGGUAACAUGCUAACUUGCAAAUGCCUGUCAGUCUCUGCUAAUGUUAGCCAUGACUGACCUAUUUAUGCAUUUUGCUGUCAGGUUAUUAUACACUCCAGCUUACAUUAUUACAGAACAUUGGACAAAUGGAUUGAAUAAAGUUUAUUUGAGACUCGUUUAAGACCACUUAGGCCUGCAUAGUUCGCGCUAAAUAUACCUCUUAAAUUGACAAUUGCAGUAAAUGUAUAAAAAUACUCAAGUUAUUUGUGAAAUCGGCUUUGCAUCUUGGCAUGUUAUGAGAAUUUCCUCUGGAAGCUUUUUUCAUGCUUUACAGAUGAAUAAUAUGUCUAAGCUAUAACCUGUCUUUUUCCUGUUCUUUUCAAACGGAAGUUUUCUAAUAUAAAGUGGUCAAGUCCCUACAAAACUUGGUAUUUUACUAUGCUUUUGUUUGCCAGAGCAAAUUCUAACAAAGACAAAAGUUACUGUCAUUAAGGUGAUUCAGUGUAUCAUUUUGACUAAUUUCUUCCACCUUUUUCACAGAAAUUGUCCUUGUUGCAAAGUCAUUGUAAACCUCCUUGAGUCUUGUAUUUCUUUAAACAUAUAAAGUCAAUUGAAUCACCUUAGUGUGCAGACCCAACUUAUGUUUUAUUUGUACAGCCUUUGUUUGUGUGUCUUUAUUACAUAACCCAGUUUUUCCACAGCAAGGUAGGCUAAGGGGUCCUUCCAAACCCCGAAUGCCAACCUCAGCUCCAGAUUUCUUUGUCUUCAUGAAGAAACUGCAAGUGAGAGAUGGCGUAGAGGGACGAACCUUGGAAAAUGUCGUCCAUUUGGGUUCUUACGGAUAGAUAUGAUGGACGUGGUCACUUACAUGACCUUUCAGAGUAUGACAGUGGGUCAUGGAAUACAUCCUACCAGCUGUCGGAGGAAGAGGCCAGGAUUGAGGCGCUCUGCGAUGAGGAGAGGUACCUGGCACUGCACACUGACCUGCUGGAAGAGGAAGCUAGACAAGAGGAGGAGUAUAAACGUCUGAGUGAGGCUCUGGCUGAUGAAGGCUCUUACAACGCCGUGGCUUUCAAAUACAGCGCUGACUACUAUGACCCCUCUCAGCCCACUGAGGAGGAGGAUGCUAACAAGGAACCUGAGGAGGCAGAGCCUGAAGAGAGUGAAGAACCAUUCGUUGCUCCCGCAGGGCUUUCUAUCCCUCCUGAUGUGGAGUUGCCAGCAACCAUCAAGACCCACAACAUCAUUGAGAAGACGGCCAACUUUGUCUGUCAGCAGGGGGCUCAGUUUGAGAUAGUGUUGAAGGCGAAGCAGUCUGGUAACUCCCAGUUUGACUUCCUUCGUUUUGACCAUUACCUGAACCCUUAUUACAAAUACAUCCUGCGGUCCAUGAAGGAAGGUCGAUAUAAUGUUGCCUCUGACAGCAAGAAGGAGCAGUCGCAGGAAUCUGAUUCUGAUGAUUCAGAUGAUGAUGGAGAUGGGAGCUACCUCCAUCCCAGCCUUUUUGCCCCUAAAAGGAGCUCACGCCUGGAGGAGCUAAUGAAGCCUCUUAAGGUAAUGGACCCAGAUCAUCCCCUGGCAGCACUAAUUCAAAAAGCCCAACAGGAAAGAAAUGGGACAGCAGCAGUGGCAACAAACCAAGAGGAAGCUCCAGCUAGUCUACCAACGCAAUACAGCGCCGACCCAGCAGUGUACUAUGGAUAUUACAUGCUGCCAGAUGGAUCGUUCUGCUUAGCUCCGCCUCCCCCAGGUAUAGAUGCCACCUCAUACUAUAACAAUAUGACCUCAGCUGUCAUGGCACCACCUGCUUCUACCGAGGCCGUGGCUAAUUUGGGCUCUGCACCCACCCCUCCUGAAACUGUCACAGUAGCAACAGCAGCUACAGCCCCCACUCAGGACUCCAGCUCUGUUCCUCCAGCAAGUGUACCAGAAAUCAGCUCAAAAGCUGAACUUCCAGUUUCCACCCCAUCAGCAGCAGCCAUCAUUCCCCCACCACCCGACAUCCAGCCGGUCAUAGACAAGCUGGCUGAGUACGUUGCAAGAAAUGGUCUGAAGUUUGAGGCGAGCGUCCGUGCCAAGAAUGAUCUGCGGUUUGAAUUUCUGCAGUCCUGGCAUCAAUACAACACCUAUUACGAAUUUAAGAAGAAAUACUUCAUGCAAAAGGAAGGAAAAGGCUUGCCAGAGAGCGAAGAGGUAGAGGAUUCUAAUAAGCUUCAGUCAGACAAGGCAGCCACGUUGACAAAAGGCUCUUUUGCGCCCAUCUCUUUUGCCAUCAAGGCAAAGGAAAAUGACAUGCUGCCACUGGAAAAGAACAGAGUUCGAUUGGACGAUGACUCGGAUGAGGACAAGUUGUUGGAAGAGGAGGGGCUGGAAGCUGUGAUGGGUGGAGCUGAGAUGAUUGAUAAGGAGCCUCCUCCAGUCAGCGUACCAGAAGAGAAGAAACCCACCCUCAGUUUGGAGGAGUUAGAAGCAAAGCAAGCUAAGCAGAAACUGGAGGAUCGUCUAGCGGCGGCAGCCAGGGAGAAGCUGGCCCAGGCAUCUAAGGAGUCUAAGGAGAAACAGCUACAGGCAGAGAGGAAGAGGAAGGCGGCACUCUUCCUACAGACUCUCCGCAGCCCAUUCGCUGGAGAACCUGAGGCAAAGAGAGCUGAGCUAGAUGCAUGUGCACAACUCGAGCUGCAAGAAGCUUUUUCUGCUUUCGCCGAUCCUGCACCCCCUCAAGUAGCCCCUGCACCACCUGUUUAUGCUCAGGAUCAAAGAUUGUCUGUGGAGAACCAUAGAAGCCACCACAGCAGGGAGCCCCCAUCCGUCUCGUCAUCAUCAUCUUCCUCUUAUAUUACCUCCUCCAAAGGUCCAGAGCGCGACAGAGAUCGUGACAGAGAUCGUGACAGAGAUCGAGAUAGGGAUCGAAACAGAGAUCGAAACAGAGAUCGAGACAGAGACAGGGACAGACAGAGAGACAGAGACAAGGAUAGGAACAAAGGGAGGGACAAAGACAAAAAGAAGAAAAAACACAAGAGGAGGUCAAGAUCCAGGUCAGCAUCGAGAUCAAAGAGCAAACACUCCCUUCCCAGUGCCUACAGGAGAUCCCGCAGGUCCAGAUCCCGUUCACACUCCCCAGGGAGAAAGGACAGAAGGGGCAACUCAUCAGAAAGGAGACGCGAGGAGAAAGAGCGGGAACACUAUUAUCCCAGCAGCAGCUCCAACUUGCCCAGGGGGCUUUCAAGAUCCAGGUCUCCUCCCGAACAGCAGAGGAGCUCCUUGUCAUCCUCAGGACAGAUGCAAAUUGCGGCCUCCUCGUUCUCACCAUACUCUUCACCCGGCAGAGUUUUGUCUCCAUCAGCGAGCCCCGCCUCCAGCCUGGCUCACUCAAGGGGUGGUUCUCUGGAGAAAGACAAGGCAGUGUCCUCAUCCAUAGUAUCCUCUGUUCAGUCUAAAAUAACUCAGGAUCUGAUGGCCAAAGUGCGAGCCAUGCUUGCCACCUCCAAGACCUUCCAGCCUCCCAAUUCUUAAAAAGGACGUCGCUUUCUUCUGGACGUGACAACUUUUGCCUGCAGGCGAGUGGUAUUCUCCGAUUUCCCGGAGAUUUAUCUGGCCCGCAGCUGUUUCAGAGCCCUCUGUUUAUCCAUGAUUUAUCAGUUCAUCAAGAAUUGAGCAUCGACAGUUUCAGUUUGAUUGUGUUACGUCUUGUGCCGAGUCGUAAGUGUGAAGUACGCUGACGUGAAACUUGAGUACCUGGUUUCACGGCCGGUGUGAGAAAACCGCUCAUAAGACAGGAGAUUAAGUCACAGCUAUGUUUUUUGUGCAUGGAGAAUCAAAUGUGAAAUAAUGUUUGCCUCCUGUUUUAAGAUGCUUUUCUCCUAGGAGUCACUCUUUGCAGCAUCAGCUGCAGGAAAUCUGGAAGCUCUCCUUCUAUGAAGGCUUAUGUUUUGAUAAUUUAAUUUUCCCAUCAUUUUUCCUUCUGCUGUUUUCUUCUCUCUCUCAUUUCCUUUUUCUCUUCAGCGCCUCACUCUACUACCUGAGAAGUAAUUUGUUUUUACUCUGUCCAUCAGCUGCAAUGUGCAGCCUUUGAAUUUUGGUUCCUGGUUUGUACUGUAAUGAGCUGAAUGCAGAACAACUUUCUAAUCCAAAAUGAAAUAAAAUUUCCUUUAUGAUUUA